Molecule: messenger RNA, 1919 nt
Organism: Anopheles moucheti
Lineage: Eukaryota; Metazoa; Arthropoda; Insecta; Diptera; Culicidae
Gene: Pect
Product: ethanolamine-phosphate cytidylyltransferase
Exons: 7
Coding region: 431-1603 (390 amino acids)
Biological process (GO): phosphatidylethanolamine biosynthetic process
Cellular component (GO): cytoplasm
Molecular function (GO): ethanolamine-phosphate cytidylyltransferase activity
Source: RefSeq, a predicted model, not a curated record
UUACUGAGCUGCAUCUCGUCAUUCGUCCGGUAGAACGAAUCGAUUCAAGUGCACGUAUUUGGCGUGAUUCAAACAUUCAAACCUCCAGCUCCAGUUCCAGCAUAACAGUGCGAGCCGUGCGGAAAGCAAGAACCGUAUUCCGGCUCUGGUGUGUUCUUAAUCGCUCCUGUGCCAUCAUCAGCUCCAACAGUUCCACGGCAGUUCUCAGACCGCCCUUAUCACUUGUACCGUAAGGGUGAUUAAUCAUAAAAGCUUCGAGCAUCCGGCCAACGGAGCUCAUUCGACGUUUACGUCUUCGCAGUUGCAGAAGGGACAGUCGCGAUUCUCGAGUUAAAAAGUUCUGGAAAUAGCCGUGCGACGGUAAAAAAGGACCCGCGAAACCCCAUACAAGUGCGCGUUCGAGGGUAUCAGUGAAAAGCCAAGGAAAAUCAUGGAAAAUCGGAACGAAAACGGGCAUGGCAACAGCGGGAAAGAAAUCCGCGUCUGGUGCGAUGGAUGUUACGAUAUGGUGCACUUUGGACAUGCGAAUUCUCUACGUCAGGCGAAGGCUCUCGGUCACAAGCUUGUUGUAGGCAUCCAUAACGAUGAGGACAUCACGAGGAACAAGGGACCGCCGGUGUUUACGCAGGAGGAGAGAUACAAAAUGGUGCGUGGUAUUAAAUGGGUAGAUGAAGUGGUCGAAGAUGCACCCUACGUGACCACACUGGAAACGCUCGAUAAAUAUGACUGUGACUUCUGCGUACAUGGUGAUGACAUCACCCUAACAGCCGAUGGCAUCGAUACGUACCAUUUGGUAAAAAAAGCACAGCGUUAUAAGGAAGUAUCGAGGACGGCUGGCGUAUCUACAACCGAUCUGGUCGGACGAAUGUUACUCCUUACCAAGAAUCAUUUUAAACAAGGUGAUCAGGAAUAUGAGGUUGAGAAAGAUGCACUGCUGAAGCGGUAUAACGUUGAAAAAUUCCAAAUCUCAGGCUCGUCGCAGCUCGGCCAGGACCAUACGGCCCGCAGCCCGUGGACCGGAUGCUCGCAGUUUCUGCCGACGACCCAAAAAAUUAUCCAGUUUAGCGACGGCAAACCGCCGAAGCCAACGGACAGGAUCGUGUACGUUGCCGGUGCUUUUGAUCUGUUCCAUGUCGGCCAUCUCGAUUUCCUGGAAAAGGCGAAGAAGCUCGGUGAUUACCUUAUCGUCGGUCUGCAUACCGAUCCGGUGGUAAACCAGUACAAGGGUGGCAACUAUCCAAUCAUGAACCUGCACGAGCGCGUACUCAGCGUGCUGGCCUGCAAGUACGUGAACGAGGUAGUGAUCGGAGCACCGUACUCCGUGACGAUGGACUUGAUGGAACAUUUCAACGUUAGUGUGGUGUGCCACGGACAGACACACAUAGCGUACGACGUGGGUUACGUUGACCCGUACGCAAUACCGAAGCAGAUGGGAAAGUUUAUGUUAAUCGAUUCAGGUAAUACCAUUACAACGGAAGAUAUUGUGGAACGAAUCAUUCGCCAUCGGCUUGAAUUCGAGCAGCGCAACAAGAAGAAGGAGAAAAAGGAGAUUGAAGUGUACGAAGCGAUGCAAAAGGUGAAACUUGCGCAAAAAUCCGGUUGACCCAUCGUUGACGAUGCUCAGUAGGGUGCAGCAGCAGAAAGUUCAAAUUGCAAGUCCCCAUGUAUAUUUUAAUCCCGUUCGACGGGCGACAAAUAGGAGAGGUGUGAGUGUGUGUGGCGGCGGAGGGCUUUAACAUAAAUUAAAACCCAGAGCGUUCGAACCGCCCGGUAACCCGACGCGAGGCUCUUCACCGUCAUGUUGUGUUUAUUUUAUCCGCCACCAAAUGGAGGCAUCAUUCCUUUUUAUUUGUUUGUUUUUAGUUUGUAACGUGAAAGCUACUAUGCGUAAGGAGGCUGACACGGGGUGACAAGUAGUG